GUGACCUGUCUGUAAACAGACCAGGACGAUGCUACAGGGGACACGUGAAGCACCGAUACUCAUCGGUGAUGACGACGAUGACGACGAGGUCACCUUUGUCGGUGGCCCUUCGAGGAUGCCACAAUGGUGCUCUAAUGACUCUCUAAUUGUUUCUGCCAUGGAGUCCAACAAGUAUCAAACUACGAACAUUGCGUUACCAGUUUACGACGUUUCGGACUAUCCACAACGUGGUGCGGUAGAGGCUGACAUAUUACUAAUGUCAUCCCCGAGUCAGCCUCUUUUCGGGUCAGGUGGUCAACUACCGUCAAACUCUCACACCAUGACCCACUCACAGGGUCUCAAGCGAAAACGCAGCCAGGAGUAUGGCUGGGACAAGCCGUUUUCUAGGCCGUCUCCUGUUCCAUCGAAUUCCGGUACGCCAGUAUUACCAGAUCCUUUUACCGGUUUAUCGAAGAAAGGGAAGAAGAGGCUGCGCAGACGUAUGAAGGACGAAGAAGAGGCAAAGUCACCGGCGCAAAGGCAAGGAUCGCCUCAAGUCCCUCCACGACCGCAACCAGCUCUCGUCCAUCCAUUACCUGCUAGACCAUUAGACACAACUGUGCCUCUUAGCCACGGAGCUCUUGAUCGAAGUAAGCAAGAUUUAUCAAAGUGCUCUGUACCUACGAAGGACUCUACAGCACGAAAAUGCAGUCCUGGACUGUCGUCAGCGAGAUUUAGGCCAGUAUCUCACUGCCCAUCGACUACCCCGAAGCCUCAUCCUGCUUCUAUCCAACUUCCAUCCUUGCCAUCAAAGCCCGUAAGCGACUUCUCAUCCAACGUGUUUGCCUCAUCAAAAAGGCGCAUUGGCAAGCCUACACCUCCUGGCUCAGACCACGGACGUUUCGCCGUUCCCGAGGAACAGUUCGUGCCUCAUGACCCAUCGCGAACCAUUGUGCUCGAGAAUAUACCCAAGAAACUUCGGACUAUUGAUUUCAUUCUGCAAUGGUGCCGUGACACUUCGCUGCCGAAUGACCCACCUCCACUUCAUGUUGAUGUCAUGCGCAAGAACGGCAAAGCAUUAGUGGAAUUUACGACAUCGAGACAGGCUUGCUCUGCAUUUCAUUCGCCGAGAAUGAUUAAUGAAGACGGUAGAUGUAUGAUUUCUGCAUAUUGGUUCCGCCCAGAAUGUCGUCCUAUACCUGCCGUUCCUACUCCAAUUGCGCGGCCCGACAGUUGCAGCAGAGCAUCACCAUCUGCAUCUUUCAAUAACUUCAACACGAAACUGGACCAUUUAUCUACCGCUAGUACAGCCCGAGCUUCCCCUACCAGUUUGCGCCUUACCCCAAAUGUAACCCCCUCCCAGCCUAUUCACGAUCUGAAAGGCGUCCCAUCCUCUUCGUCCACUGAUCAUCCACCUUAUGGCGUAUCUUCUAAUUUUGGUACGACUGUGCAGGACAAUCAUUCGGCUCAAAAAAAUACUAAAGACCGAAAUCAGCCGUGCGAGGACGCAGAAGUGGAGGAAGGUGAGGUUCUAGACGAAGGAGCAAAGGCUGGUGUUCAGACUCACGAGCAAGGAGAAAUUGGAGGAGAGAUUUCUGAUGACCAGACUCAGGAAGAUCGAAUUUUGAUCGAUACCGUGCCAGAACAAUUUCCUGCGGAAAUAGAGAUGCAGGAUAUACAAGCGAUACUUCAGCGGAAAUUUGAGGAACAUGCCAAGGUUCCUGCGGCGAAUGCAUCUGGACGAUCUUCAGACAGUGAAAUCGCUGUCCUGGAACUUGUCGAAGAUGAAUCGCAUAGUCGGGAGGAAAGUCCGCAGCUCAUGUACCCUUCACUUGAGGACUCCCUGUCCUGUUCGUCUCCCGCACAGGAUUCUUCAGUUGUCCCGGAGUUUCCUGCGAAUGAUUAUGCUGGUGUGGCGAGCAACGAACCACUGGAAGGCCCGGGUAUAGAAACAUCGGCUACAGUGACGCUUUUCACACAUGAUGACCUCCCCACCCCUACACAAGAGAUAGUAGCGCCUUUGACUUACAGUAGCGAUCUCAUGAGGGGCGAGGUGUGUCAACCUUCAUCUUCUGAUCAAUCCGCAGUUGAUACCUCCGUUGCGUCUGAGCGGAAAGUCCACAGUGAAGGCAACACCUCAUCUACGGAGAAGCCUUUUAAUAUUCUCACCCAGUUCGUGCCAGAUGCGAAGUUGAUGCAGCUCCGAGAGCGUGUCCUGGCCAGCAAGAAACGCAGGAAUGCAGCUUCGGAAGCUUCCACUUCCUCAUCCGGGAUACCAUCCUCAUCAUCGACAACCUCGAUAGCAAACGCAUUAUUCGAGAACUUCGCUACUGAUUCCACCAUUCUGUCGAACUCAUCCAACUCGUCAGCCGACUCGACGGAUUCAUCAUUCUCUUCGACGGCGAUAUCGACAUCAUCCACGUCAUCAGGAGAGGAGACCGGUUUGCCAAAGUCAACGUCUUUCUUGAACAAUAUGGCGGUCGCCUUUCUUGAAAGCAUCAUUGGUUCAUCCGAUUCUUGUCUUUCCACUGUUCGUAACUCCGAAUCCUCGAAUCGAUCUUUCAACGAUAUAUCAAUGGACCCGAGUACAUUGCUCCAAAAGAAGCAAAAACGUCUCGAGGAUCAUCUCGCGAAAUCACGAACCCUUCUCGCGCAAUGGGAAACCACAAGCGAUAAACCAGAAAAGGCGAAGAUAUGGCUCUUGAUCAAGGAGGAGAAGAGGUGCGUGGUUGUUUGUUGUCCCAUUUGCCCCUUUCAUAAUUGUCCGAUUUCGACUUCGUUGUCUUUGUCCUUGACCUGUCUAGGGCCUUUGAGGCGGAUACCGUAGCUCUGGAUGCCGAGUUGGAGCGACUCGAAGCUAUGAAGAAGACGACGUUAGCAAGACCGAAGAUGACUUCAAAGAAACCGUAUUUUUCCCGAUGGCCGCAGACUAGAUUGGAUCAAUUGGUUUUCUCCGUGAGCGACAGUGAAGACGAAGAAGAUGAUAAUGCUUCUGAGAGCGAUGAGUGAAUCACUCCAAGGCUUUGGCUUGCGCUCUUCAUUUUCGCCUUUCGCUGGUAAUGUCAAUAUUGAUUAUUUUGUUCUCGCGAUAUCCUUUUUAUUGUUCCUUGCUCUGUCACGAUUUAUGGCACCAACUCGGAUACCAUAAUUCCACAUUCUACAGCACACUACACAUGGGAUAACGGUAUACUUUUGGAAUUUGUUUAUCUGUCUACACAGACCUUCGUUGAUGCCUCAUAUUUUCAGCGCCACUUCUCAAUUUGCAUUACGAGACUCGAAUACCUGAAUUUUCCAUGCAACAUUGUACUAUUACACACGCUUUUCGCUUGACCUAGCAUUGCACACUCAUAGCCCUCACUCCAAUUUAUCCUUUGCGUUAUCAUCCAUUAUCACUAUUAGCUUGCUAUCGAACUCAGAUCGGACGUGUUGCAUCCUUGUGCAUGCGAUGCGGUACGGUUUGAUGCAUUCAUGUAGACUCCUCACGUCGUUAUCCUAAUAAAAC
Fomitiporia mediterranea MF3/22 is the source of this 3481-nucleotide messenger RNA. RefSeq lists its product as uncharacterized. Gene Ontology annotation, molecular function: nucleic acid binding. NCBI's taxonomy places the organism in Eukaryota, Fungi, Basidiomycota, Agaricomycetes, Hymenochaetales, Hymenochaetaceae. The annotation marks the transcript as partial. The record is from RefSeq and is a predicted model, not a curated record. The transcript has 3 exons.